AUGGGAGAAUACGAUGUUCCCUUAGUGGACGGGAUCCGUAACGGAAAGGGUACGCAGACCCUCAAAAAGAACGGUGAGGAGUAUACCUUGGAAUGUACAUGGGAAAAUGGCAAAAAGAAUGGAGAGGGAAUUUUGCUGGACCCGAACACCAUCAUGGCAAUGAAACUGAACUUCAAGGAUGAUUUGGUCAACGGAGAGGGAUCUCUCUUUGAAAACGGCCAGCUCACUUUCCGAGGGAACUGGACGAACGGUGAACGCUGCGGAAAGGGCGAAGAAUUCUCCGGAGGCAAGCUGGUGUUCUCGGGCAACUACGAGCAUGACAAGCGUAACGGAUAUGGAAUCCUUUACGACGAUGAGCAUGAGCCGAUCUUUGAAGGAAUCUGGGUUGAUGGCGAGAAGGGCUUAGUUUCCAUCGAAGAAGACGAGAAGGGCGAUAGAAAGAUGAUUGAACGGGACAUUGAAGGACACAUCCGCUACAUCGGCGGUUUUCUUAAGGAUACGGUUGUCCGCGACGGUCAAGGAGUCACCUAUGACGAGUCGGAAAACCCGCUCAAGAUCUGCAAAUAUCGCGAAGGCACGGAGGAGCGCGUGCUGAAAGAGUUCAAGGGAAAGACGAUCGUGAUCUACGACGCCCAGGGCAAGAAAUGCUACGAAGGCGAGUACAAGCAAGACAGUCGACACACGUAUCCGCCGCAUGGCCAGGGCCGCCAAUUCGUAAACGGCUCUCUGGUGUAUAUGGGAGCCUUCGUGAACGGCCAUCGGCAGGGCCAGGGGAAGAGCUUCUAUCCGAACCACACCGCGCAGUACAUCGGGGACUGGAUGAACGAUAUGGCGAACGGGCAGGGGCAGUACAUGAACGAGGAGGGCGAGCUGGUGGCGGAGGGCGAGUUCGUCGAUAACGUCUACACCGGCGAGGAGAUCCGCGUGUACAUCGACACCGGCCGCAUCGAAAAGAUCGGUUCCGGAAGCGGCUGUGCGUGUUUCGGGCAGAAGCGCCGCGCCGCGACGCGGCAAUUGCCCUCAUCGCAGGACGGCGACGGUGACGGCGAGGAAACCGACCAGGUGCGAAGUCUGAAGGAGCUGCGCGCGCUGCCCGCGUCGACGAUGGCGAUCCGAAUCGCAGGGUUCGAGGAGGACGCGAUCGACUUCGUCCGCUUCAACCGGCUGCGCCAUCUCACCAUCGCAGAAGGCGCUCUGCGGGCCGUGAAGCAGCUGGCGCUGCGCGAGCUGCGCUCUCUGCGGUCGCUGGAAAUCGAGCGGAACGCGUGCUGCAGCGCGGAGAACGCGGCGGCGAUCGACAAGAAGGAGUUCGCCGUCGAAGGCGCGCGGAAGGCGCUCGAGAUCGAGGCCUGCGAGCGGCUGGAGAGCGUCGUGCUGCACGCCGGCGCCUGCUGCGACUUCGCGAAGCUGACGCUGGCGGAGCUGCCGCAGCUGCGAAGCGUGAGGAUCGGAGAGAGCAGCGCGGAGACGGAGAGACCGAGCAACUGCUUCUAUUGGUGCAAGGAAGUGCGGUUCCAAGACCUGGAGGCGCUGACCACGCUGGUGAUCGGAAAUAGCUGCUUCGAGAAGGUGCAGAGCGUGUAUAUUAAAAAUUUGCCGAAGCUGAGCGAGAUCGAGCUGGGAUUCCGCGCCUGCGCGGGACUGCAGGACAUCUUCGAGAGGGGAUCCAACCUGCUGGAGAUGAGGGAACUGCCAGCUCUGCAGAAGAUCGUGAUGCAUCCGAACGCGUUGCUGAAUGUGGGAGAAAUUAAAGUGGUGGGGAUUCCGCAGCUGAAUGGCGCGGGAAUUGCCAUCGCAGAGGGCUGCCGAGGCGGUUUGAAGACAUUAAAGCGAGGAGAGAAUGUCGAUGACUCGGUAGUCGACGUGUUGAAAGGCGAGACGGGUGCGAAGGUUUCGAAGUUAAAAAAGAAAGGAUCUUCUAUGUGUUCUGUUUUUUCAAAACUGGCUCUAUUGAAACUCCCAAGAUUUACAUAG
Molecule: messenger RNA, 1974 nt
Organism: Blastocystis hominis
Lineage: Eukaryota; Bigyra; Opalinata; Blastocystidae
Exons: 4
Coding region: 1-1974 (657 amino acids)
Source: RefSeq, a predicted model, not a curated record